ACUUCAGUACAAUUGAUUGAAUUACGUGCGUUUAGUGGUUCAUUUUUGUAUUCUGAUGUUCGUGGAAUGUUAAGUCUUUCCAACAGUUGUCUUUCCUGAAUUCAACAAUACCGUGUCGCCCUAAUCGCAGGUGUUCAUUUCCGCAUUUACCUUGAUUUUGAAACAUUAAAGAAGACACAUAAAACAUAAUGUCACGGGAGACAUUAAUCCUUUUACUGAUAUAUUUUUCUGUAAAUAUUGUUUCAGGAUUGAAUUGUUAUCAGUGUAACUCUACAUUAGAUUCAAACUGCGCAGAAACAUUUGACCACAGGCUGGAAAACAACCCUCUACAACCUAAAGCAUGUACAAUUUAUCUGGCUCAGUACUGUGUCAAAGUUACAGGAAUAUGGGGAGGUAUUGUUGGAACACACAGAUUCUGCAGUUCAAAAGAUCUUGGUGAUCGAUGUCAGAAUGUAAUCUACCCUGAUCACGACAGAAUGUACAGGCCAUGUGUGCAUACAUGUUCUGCUGAUGGUUGUAACAGUGCUGCCACCUACUGGACAAAAAGGACAAUAGCUUUCAUAAUAACAUCUGUAUUUGUUUCUAUGAAAAUGAUGAAGUUUUAAAUAUGCAAUAAAUGAUCUGUUCAUUGUAGAUAUCAUCUAUUCAUUAUGUAUAUAUAUAUACAGAAUCUUGAAAAUACAUGUACAUGUAAUUGACUACUAACUUGUAUAGUAUAAUUAUAAACAUUUACAACUGAAACUUAAGGAAAUUUUCAAUCACUCAUUUUUUUCUUAUCACUUUAAUUUCAUGGAAGAAAAAAUAUCUAAAUCUUCUACCACAAACUUAUACCAGUCAAAUGAAGUAUUUGCACAUGCACUGUCAAUUAUUGGCUGCACUGGUCUUAAUAAAUGAAGAGAAGCAAAAAUUAGACCAGGAUUUGUAUUAUAUAACAGAUUGUACUUUCAAUUUUUCUUUAGAUUUCCUAAAACAACAUCAUUAAAUUAUGUUAUUUUUUGUUCAUUGGCUAUAAGAACAUAAGAAAAUCUGAUUUAAGACAUGGGAAAUAGUCUGUUUAUUAAAGACUUUGCAAUUAUUUGUUCAGCACUUCAUAGGACAUCUGAUUUUCUCUGUGCCAUAUAAUAUAAAUACUUUGUGCAUGUAUAUAGUUUUUGUUUUCACAUUCCAACAAUUAUUUUCAAAAAUGCUCAGUAUUCUAAGACAAAUGUUAAAAUCUGUUUACAUUUGUACAAUUGUCACUUUUAAAGAAACAAUGAUUAAAACACUUUCUAUGAUCAUACUCUAAGCAUAGUGAUUAUAUCCUUUAAAUUCGAAAAAUAACUAAUAGUUUCACAUUCAGUUUAUGGUAUAUAGAUAUUGAUAAUUGUUUUGUACCGUCGUUUUAAAAUAUGUAAAUUGUAUGCAAUGUAUAUAGAUAAAAGAGGUUAGUGAUUAUAUUUUGUACUUUCAUAGAACAUAUCAUAAUUGAUAUCAUCAGUAAACUAAUCAAGCAGCAUCAUCAACUUAAGCGAUUAGUGUGGAACCUUUUGAUAACCUGUAUUUAAAAACCGAAACAUUCACACAAUCUCCCAAGUUUUUUGGAAAUUCUUGUUCGCCAACUAAUUAUUUUUUGUUUUUUUUAUUUUCAAUCAUAAGUACAUGCAUUAGUUGUGUUUAUUGAUAUUUUUAAGGUUGUAAAAUUUAUGGUUAAUUACCAAGUUUAAAAAAAAAUGUUGUUCAAAUAUUUGUUGGCCUGAUAUAAUCAAAAGCAAUUCAAAAACAGUUUCAUAUCAAUUUCAUAAAAAUGUUUUUAUUUGUAUAAUUGUAUAUAUAGAAAUGAUUCAAUUUCUUUAUUUGUACAUAUCAAUUUGAUAAUAUGAUUUUUUUUUCAAUAUACAAGUUUCUUUUAUCAUUCCAUUUUAUAUACUUUACAAUGAAAUAAAAAUAAUAUAUUUGACAA
Messenger RNA from Mytilus trossulus (common blue mussel), 1939 nucleotides. RefSeq names its product U-scoloptoxin(05)-Sm1a-like. The transcript is spliced from 3 exons. Gene Ontology annotation, biological process: sleep; positive regulation of voltage-gated potassium channel activity; regulation of synaptic transmission, cholinergic. The record is from RefSeq and is a predicted model, not a curated record. Bases 189 to 605 code for a protein of 138 amino acids. Lineage: Eukaryota; Metazoa; Mollusca; Bivalvia; Mytilida; Mytilidae.